AUGUUACGUUGCGCAUUAUUUGCCCUACGGACAGUUCCUUUUCGAGCAUCAUAUCAAAUUCCAGCUAAAGUCAUUAAGCAAGACAUACGUAAUUAUACUGCUAUUAAUGCAACAAACCAUUUUUUCCCUGCUAAUGUAAACAAUCAUGGAAACUUUUUGAAGAACAGACAUAUUUUACAAAUAGCUAAUAAUCUGAACCCAGUGCCGGUCAGAACUGUUAUCAAGUUUAGCCUGAAACGUGGUAAACGGAAAACGGUCAAAGCGGUAGUGAAAAGAUUCUUUCGUCUUCACUGGGGUGGAUGGAUAAGAACUAAAGUAGGUCAGCCAAGCAUUGGUGGUAUUGGUAAGGUCGCUACAGCUGUUUCAGGUGACUGGGAAAUAUUAAAAUCUGAUGCCUUCGAUAAAGUUAAAAAGGUUCAAUCUAAGAAUCCCGAGGGAGUGCCACUUUCUUCUGUGAAACUAUGUGCACCCAUUCAUGGCAUGGAUAAAGUUCUCUGCAUUGGUCUCAAUUACAAGGACCACUGCCAAGAACAGAAUCUAUCACCACCUGAAGUGCCCAUAAUCUUUAGUAAAUUCUCGAGCACUGUGGUUGGACCCUGCGAUGCUGUGAGGUUGCGGGAAGUGACUAAGAAAGUGGAUUGGGAGGUGGAGUUGACAGUGGUAAUCGGGAAACCAGCCAGCGACGUCAAAGCGACCGACGCACUCGACUACGUGUUGGGCUACACCAUUGCGCAGGACAUCAGCGCCAGGGACUGGCAGAAGAGCAGGAACGGCGGCCAGUUCCUGCUAGGGAAGUCCAUGGACACCUUCUGCCCCAUCGGACCCUGCAUCACCACCAGCGACGAGAUCGGGGACGCCCAGAACCUCGCCAUAAAGUGCUCCGUCAACGGAGUCUUGAAGCAACGCAGCAAAACCGAUCAGCUGAUACACAAGAUUCCCGACGUCAUCGAGAGACUGUCUUCUGUCAUGACUCUAUUGCCCGGUGACAUAAUACUGACUGGGACCCCUGGCGGUGUCGGUAUGUACCGCGACCCGCCGGAGUACCUCAAGCCCGGUGACGUCAUCCACAGCGAGAUCGAGAAGAUCGGCGUGCUCGAGACGAGGGUAGAAAAGUUC
Molecule: messenger RNA, 1116 nt
Organism: Iphiclides podalirius (scarce swallowtail)
Lineage: Eukaryota; Metazoa; Arthropoda; Insecta; Lepidoptera; Papilionidae
Source: the annotation of a GenBank genome assembly